Puntigrus tetrazona (Sumatra barb) is the source of this 2431-nucleotide messenger RNA. Its product is annotated as neuronal acetylcholine receptor subunit alpha-7-like. The transcript is spliced from 10 exons. The coding region runs from base 85 to 1617 and encodes 510 amino acids. Gene Ontology annotation, cellular component: postsynaptic membrane; neuron projection; synapse. Lineage: Eukaryota; Metazoa; Chordata; Actinopteri; Cypriniformes; Cyprinidae. Gene Ontology annotation, molecular function: acetylcholine-gated monoatomic cation-selective channel activity; transmembrane signaling receptor activity. Gene Ontology annotation, biological process: signal transduction; nervous system process; regulation of membrane potential. The record is from RefSeq and is a predicted model, not a curated record.
GCUGAGAAAGACUCUUUACAACACUGAAACCUACAUAACCUAGAGCUUUUCUAUUCAUUACCGCAACUGAACUUUCAUAGGAACAUGGGAAUUUGGGAAUAUACUCUUUAUUUUACCACUACAACCUGCCUAUGGAGCGCGUCACUUCAGGGAGAGCAUCAGAGGAGACUCUACAGAGACUUGAUGAAAGACUAUAACCCGCUGGAGAGACCUGUGUUCAAUGACACACACUCACUCACUGUGUAUUUCAGCUUCAGUCUCAUGCAGAUUAUGGAUGUGGAUGAGAAGAAUCAAGUACUCACAACCAACAUUUGGUUGCAGCUGUACUGGUAUGACUACUAUCUUCAGUGGAACAUGUCUGAAUAUCCCGGAGUGACGAAUGUAAGAUUUCCUGACAGUCAGAUCUGGAAGCCUGACAUCUUACUGUAUAACAGUGCAGAUGAAAGGUUUGAUGCCACAUUUCAUACUAAUGUGCUGGUGAAUUCCUCUGGUGCCUGCCAAUACCUACCGCCAGGGAUAUUCAAAAGCACCUGCUAUAUCGAUGUUCGCUGGUUCCCCUUUGAUCUUCAGAGGUGUGAUUUGAAGUUUGGCUCCUGGACAUAUGGGGGAUGGUCUCUGGACCUGCAGAUGAUUGAUGCUGACAUCACAGGAUAUAUUGCAAAUGGAGAGUGGGACCUUGUGGAGGUUCCAGGUCGAAGGAAUGAAAGAUUCUAUGACUGCUGCAAGGAGCCAUACCCGGAUGUGACUUUCACGGUGGUCAUGCGGAGACGAACGCUAUACUACGGUCUAAAUCUGCUUAUCCCCUGUGUGCUCAUCUCUACUCUAGCCCUGCUGGUCUUCCUGCUGCCUGCUGACUCAGGCGAGAAGAUCUCUCUUGGCAUCACGGUCCUCCUCUCUCUGACAGUGUUCAUGCUUCUGGUAGCAGAGAUAAUGCCCGCAACAUCGGACUCUGUGCCUUUAAUAGCUCAGUAUUUUGCCACCACCAUGGUUAUUGUUGGCCUGUCUGUGAUAGCCACCGUCUGGGUUUUACAAUACCACUACCAUGACCCCGAUGGAGGAAAAAUGCCAAAAUGGGUGCGCGUGAUCCUGCUCAACUGGUGUGCCUGGUUCUUGCGCAUGAAGAAGCCAGGUGAGGAACGCAAAUCCAGCUACAAAUACGAUCACUCUCCAGUGCAUCACGCCAGCGCCAGCAGCAUUCAGAUGGGAGUCAUGCCCGGUCAGCCAUCUUCGACCAACUCCACCACCAACGGUCACAUGAACUUGUACUUUGGCUACCACUCCAUUGACAGUGCUUGCUGCCCACCAAGCAGCGACUCCGGUGUGUCUUGCAGCGGUGGACGUGUCAGCGGGUCACCAAACGAAGAACAGCGAGAGGCAGUCAGGAUGUUUGUAGGAGAACAGGAGAUCCAUCGCAUCCUUGCGGAGGUGAUGUACAUCGCUCAGCGGUUCCGUGACCAGGAUGAGGCCGAGGCCAUCUGCAGCGAGUGGAAAUUUGCGGCAGCAGUGGUGGAUCGGCUGUGUCUGGUGGCAUUUUCACUUUUCUCCAUUAUCUGCACCUUUACCAUUCUUAUGUCGGCACCAAACUUCAUUGAGGCUGUCUCGAAAGACUUCACAUAAUCCUUAUAGCAUCACAUUUUCAUUGGUUUUCUUUUGUUUUUAAAGAUAUAUAAAUAUAAAAAACACCACGUGAUUUGAGUGUGAGAAGUGUCUACCACCAAAGUUGAUUCCUCCCUCUUCUCAUCUUUCUGAGAUCAACGUGAACUAUUGUUACAAAAAAACAAACAAAAAAAAAAAAAACUUGAAAAAGUUGUGUAUUUUUGAAAUGUGACUUUUCAAACAAAACAUACAGACCCUUGGACAAGCAGUUUGGGUGAUAUUUUACGUCUUUAUAUAAUGUAUCUGGACUGAGCACUUGAGGGUUGGUUUAUGUAGAGAUGUGUUCUCAGUGUGCUAAAACUGUUAGUCACAACAGCUAAAAAUGUGUCUGUGAACUUAAUGUGCUGAAAUUCAAACAUAAUCAAUCCCAUAAUCCCUUUGGAAGUCACACUGUUUCAUUUCGUUCCUUGGCUUUAGUAAUAUUUUUGGUAUCAUUUAAUACUAUUAUUUUAGAAUUUAGCUAUCACUAAACUGACAUACAAUUUUUAGCAAACAUUUCCUUACCAAAGCAACAAUAAUAUUCAUGUAUGGUAGAAUUAAUAUUUUAUUUAACUGUCACUUUUCAUCAUUUUGAUAUUUUUUAUAUAAAUAUUACAGUUAUUAGUCAACUGAAAUCUUUCUUGUGUCUGGUUAGUCCAAGUAAUCAGAUUAUUUUGUGACUUCAUUCUGACCCUGUGCUCUGUCGUAUUAUGUAAAAAUACUAUGUAAACACUGUGGAUAUAUGUCAUUUUGUUAGAAAAUAUAGGUUUAAAAAAAUAAAACAUUUUAAAGAGUU